UAUUUCACACACUUGCACACCCAAAUCGUGUGAGGCUUUAAUAAGCCAAAUAUCAAUCACAGGCCCUCCAUUUUAAGUUACUUGGGAAAAAGACUUAAAAUUUGAAAAGAAAUAACAAAAGGGUCAAGGGCUAUAGGAGCAGCCAGCAGCCAGCAGCCAGCCAUGACUGUGUCAACUUGUGUUUCUGCAGCCAAGAAUGGCAGAAUCCUCAUUGUUGGUGCUACUGGUUUCAUCGGGAGGUUUGUGGCUGAAGCUAGCCUUGAUGCUGGCCAACCCACUUAUGUCCUGAUCAGGCCAGGCCCUCUUGACCCUUCUAAGGCUGACAUCAUCAAAUCCCUCAAAGACAGAGGCGCUAUAAUCUUACAUGGGGUGAUUUCUGAUAAGGCACUGAUGGAGAAACUGCUAAGAGAGCAUGAGAUUGAGGUGGUAAUAUCCGCCGUGGGUGGUACAACAAUAUUGGACCAGAUCAUCCUGGUUGAGGCCAUUCAAGCUGUUGGCACAAUUAAGAGGUUUUUGCCGUCAGAGUUUGGGCACGAUGUGGACAGGGCUGAUCCGGUGGAACCAGGUCUCACCAUGUAUUUGGAGAAGCGCCAAGUCAGGCGGUGUGUUGAGAAAUCUGGGGUGCCCUACACUUACAUUUGCUGCAAUUCCAUUGCUUCUUGGCCCUACUUCGACAACAAGCAUCCUUCUGAGGUUCUUCCACCGUUGGAUCAGUUCCAAAUCUACGGUGAUGGCAGCGUUAAAGCCUACUUUAUAGACGGCGCUGAUAUUGGAAAGUUCACAAUGAAAACGGUGGACGAUAUCCGAACCAUGAACAAAAAUGUUCAUUUUCGACCCCCUUCCAAUCUAUACGACAUCAAUGGUCUGGCAUCUCUGUGGGAGAAGAAAAUUGGCCGCACCCUUCCCAGAGUUACCAUCACUGAAGAUGACCUACUAACCAUUGCUGCAGAGAACCGCAUACCAGAAAGUAUAGUGGCCUCAUUCACCCACGAUAUCUUUAUCAAAGGUUGCCAGGUGAAUUUCCCCGUGGAUGGCCCUCACGAUGUGGAGAUUGGGACCCUCUACCCGGAAGAAUCUUUCAGGACCUUGGAUGAGUGCUUCAAUGACUUUCUUCUCAAAUUGGAAGACGAGCAAGAGCUAGAGAAAAACAAAGUUUCCACCAAAACUACUGCAGUUGUUGAACCCAGGGCUGUCACUGCCACGUGUGCUUGAUCUACCCCAUCAGACUCUCUGACACCCAAGGCAUAUUCAUCUACUAUUUUUGUUUUUAUGUUGGUCUUAUUUCUCCUCCCCCGCACAAAAAGGACAUUUGUCCAACAAUUUGGGAGUAUUGAAUAUGUUAAAUUAGCAUGGAGGUUUACCAUCUUGUCCGUCCUCAGAGACACAUGCUAAUUUGAUUGUUUGGUUUCUUAGACAAGGAAACUGGAUUCCGUCUGAAAUAUUAAAGUAUCCAGUUUGUUAUGAUUAUUUCAUAAUUUAAAUGUACUAGUAUUAAUGUAUGAUUUUCAAGUUCAACCAUGCUUUUUACUACUAGUUACCAAUUUUACUUUGUCUGUACUAUUAUCUUUAUUUUACUCCAGCAAUAAGAAGGGAAAGAUGAAAUUGCCUA
Prunus persica (peach) is the source of this 1609-nucleotide messenger RNA. Its product is annotated as leucoanthocyanidin reductase. The transcript has 5 exons. NCBI's taxonomy places the organism in Eukaryota, Viridiplantae, Streptophyta, Magnoliopsida, Rosales, Rosaceae. Bases 163 to 1212 code for a protein of 349 amino acids. Gene Ontology annotation, molecular function: oxidoreductase activity. The record is from RefSeq and is a predicted model, not a curated record.